AUGUCUAACAACAAAAAUCUAUACGAUUUGUUGGGCAACGACGUCGUCGACGAGGACGAGAAGCCAUUUGUGGCCUCGAAAGAGGUGGUGAAGCCUCAAAAAUCGACCAAGAAGUCGGGCGUUCCACCAAAAGCCGACAAGUCAAAGGCUAGAAAGAACAGAGCUCCAAAGUUCACCGGAAACGAGGCCGGACUCAAGCACACGAACAAAAACAGAUCGGUCGAGGGCCCAAGAGUGACCAGAAGAAAGGGAGGCAAGUCAAAGCAAGAUGACAGACACUCGAAGACCGGCAGAAGUGAAACUUCAAAGGCUGAGAGAUCGAAGCUUGGAGAUGAGGCCAGUGCCCAGAUUGAAGGAGAGCAGGACGCCAAGCACGAAAAAGCAGAGGAUGAAGAGGAAGAGGAGGAGGAGGAGGACACCACCCAGUACAGGGGCUUUGAAGAUUACUUCAAGGAGGUGAAGCAGCAGCGUGAAAGCUUGGCUGCACACCCUAAGGUGAGUGCCAAGCCAGAGGACAUUCCUGCCGACGAGCUGAUCGUCAAGAAGGAGGAGUUCCUGAUUGCUCCAACCUCCACCAAGAAGCUCAGAAGCAGAGCCAGAAAGGAGAAGAAGGUCUUGGAUAUCGACAUCACCGUUGCUCCGGAGAACGCCGACGGCUUCGAUCCAAACCACAGGGGCGACAGAAGAGGCCCAAGAGGCCCAAGAGCCGACCGUGGUGACAGAAGAGGUGGUAGAGGAGGAAGAGAUGACAGAAGAGGCGGUAGAGGUGGUAGAGGUGGUAGAGGAGGCAGAUCCUUCAGAGGAAGAGGCCCAAGAGCCCCAAGAUCCUCCAGGGAUGCUGCCAAGUCCGCCAAGCCUGCCAAGUCUGCUUCCAAGUCCGCUUCCAAGCCUGUCAACAAGUUGACCGAGGAGAACUUCCCAUCUCUAUGA
Molecule: messenger RNA, 930 nt
Organism: Brettanomyces bruxellensis
Lineage: Eukaryota; Fungi; Ascomycota; Pichiomycetes; Pichiales; Pichiaceae
Exons: 2
Coding region: 1-930 (309 amino acids)
Source: RefSeq, a predicted model, not a curated record